This is a messenger RNA of Pieris macdunnoughi, 1239 nucleotides long. The record is from the annotation of a GenBank genome assembly. Lineage: Eukaryota; Metazoa; Arthropoda; Insecta; Lepidoptera; Pieridae.
AUGACAAAUAAGGAUGAUGAGAUCCAACAAUGCGACCCUCGGGCUGCCACCGUGAUGGCUAUACAUCUGGUGCAACAGGUGCUAGAUGAAGCCUAUAUCAUUGCUAAUGCAGCUCAUGAUUCUGGCGAACCAUGGCAAUACGUAUCGGGUCUAACAAAAUUAAGACGAUGCACUAUUGAUGAAACAAACGAAGAAGAUAAAGCUUUUCCAAUGUUAGCUGUCAACAUAUAUACUGACAGUAAAUUAUAUAUAACACCAAGUAAGGUUGUAACUUCGACACCACAAAAGGCAACAGGCAUUUCUGUGAGUCCAAAUGACCACACUUUGAUUGGACAAGGCGAUGAAGAAUUCAUCGGUGACACAGACGAAUCGAAGUCUACAUCCAUGUUCAUCACGCACCUUUUUGAUAUGAGUGACGUGGAACGAGACAUGAGCUUUAAUGAACCAGCAUUGGCCCAAAACGAACCAAACAAUCUAAUUAUGAUUGCUAUGAAAAAAAUUAUGGACUCAUUCGUAGACUCUGCUAUGAAUUCGGCAUUUGGUAAUGAAAAUCGUGAUACUGAUAUAAAGGAAUCUUCAGAUACGAUUACGUCCAGCUAUUCAUUUCUUGACGACGCAACUCAUGAAGAAAUAAUGCAGAAUACAAUUCGUCAUGAUGAAACAUAUUCGAAGAUGCCAGAUGUUGAUGCGACAAUAAAUAAACAAGAUUUUGCUCGAUACGAAAAGGCUUUUUUGACUUUAAAUCGUGAUUUUGAACAAUACUCGGAUGAUGACGAGGAACCAGUUCUACAGGAUCCCAAAGGACUUAAUUUACAAGAAAUAGAACUUAUGACUAGGGAUUCCUCAAAGGACACCUCACCAGUAAAAGAAGUGAAAAAUAAAGAAUUUGCUGCAGUUUCGGGUGUCUCCAGCUCAGCCCUUGGGUCUAAAAAGAGUAGCAUUGUCCGUCGCUGUAAGACUCAGGGUGCGAGACUCAUGGCUUGUCUGAGAAGUUGGUGGUGGAGACGUAAGAUACCUGGCAAGCGCAGGGAAUCUCGUGUUUCUGAUUCGCGUCGAGGUGUUUGUCCUCGGUCACCUGAGGCGAGGCGUAGAGCUGCCAGUUUGUUGGAUGAGAGACAGCUGCGGAGCCCUACUCCAACUAGAUCGGUCAUCUGGAAGUUCAAUACCAUCAAUGAAGCUCUAGUACAUUCUACGCAAUGGAAGGAAUUUAAUUCCGACAUGAAACCUAAUGAUGACUAA